GCCCCUCCCUCUGGAGGCGGAGCGAGGAGGGACGUCAUGGGCCCUCCCCUGGCCCCGCCCUGCCGGAAGCGGCGAGGCGAGCAGCAGCAGGAGGAGGCAGCAGCCGCAGCCGCCGGGGGAAGGCGUUGAUGGGGAAGGCGGCCGGGCCGCUGUGUAGCGCCAGCACCCGGGGGCUGGUGGCCCUGCUCGGCGGCGCCGUCGUCCCCUGCCUGGCCUGCAAGCAGGAGCCCCCGCCGCCCCGCUGCCUCCGCCCGCCGGGCGCCAUGAGCCUGGCGGCGCUGGACUCCCCGGGGCCCCCGCCCGCCGCCCCGCUCGACACCUACAAGGGCUGGCUCUUCAAGUGGACCAACUACUUGAAGGGCUACCAGCGCCGCUGGUUCGUCCUCAGCAACGGCCUCCUCAGCUACUACAGGACUCAAGCUGAAAUGGCACACACCUGCCGUGGAACCAUCAACCUGUCAACGGCUCACAUUGAUACAGAGGACUCCUGCAAUAUUGUGCUUUCUAACGGGGGAAGGACCUACCACCUGAAGGCCACCUCUGAAGUGGAGCGGCAACGGUGGGUCACUGCCCUGGAGCUGGCUAAGGCCAAAGCCAUCCGCAUGAGGAACAACCAGUCAGAUGACUCGGGCGAUGAGGAGCCGGCCUCACAGUCUGACAAGAGCGAACUGCACAACACCCUAAAGAACCUCUCCAAUAAGCUGGAAGACCUCAGCACCUGCAACGACCUCAUUGCCAAGCAUGGGGCAGCCCUCCAGCGCUCCCUGAGUGAACUGGAGAACCUCAAGCUGCCUUCCGAGAGCGGGGAGAAGAUCAAGGCCGUCAAUGAGCGGGCCACCCUCUUCCGCAUCACCUCCAAUGCUAUGAUCAAUGCCUGCCGGGACUUCCUGGAGUUAGCAGACACCCACAGCCGGAAAUGGCAGCGGGUGCUCCAGCAUGAGCGCGAGCAGCGGAUCCGCCUCGAGGAGACCAUUGAGCAACUGGCAAAGCAGCACAACAACUUGGAGCGGGCCUGUCGAGGGGCACCAUCCCAUGGCUCCAACACCAGCAGCCACGUCUCCAAGGGGGGGAGCGUGCUGAGCGUGAAAGGGGAAGCCAGCGACGAAGAUGAGGAGACGGAGUACUUCGAUGCCAUGGAGGAUGCACAAGCUUUCAUCACAGUAGCUGCAGAUCCAUCAAAGCACAGACGCACUGGAAGUAACAUCAGUGGGGCCAGCGAGGGUCGUGCCGAUGACUGGAACUUGGAGGACAACGUGUUUGAGAGCUCCGAUCAAAGCACCCCAGACGUAACAAGCAAAGAUGCGGUGCCCAAGAAGAAGCGACGGAACCGAAUCCCGGACAAACCCAACUACAGCCUUAACCUCUGGAGCAUCAUGAAAAACUGCAUUGGCAAAGAACUGUCCAAGAUCCCCAUGCCUAUAAACUUCAAUGAGCCCCUCUCCAUGCUGCAGCGGCUGACAGAGGACCUGGAAUACCAUGAGCUCCUCGACAAAGCCGUCAAGUGUGAGAGCUCCACAGAGCAGAUGUGUUUUGUGGCUGCUUUCUCUGUGUCUUCCUACUCAACGACAGUCCACCGGACAGCCAAGCCGUUCAACCCGCUCCUGGGGGAGACCUAUGAGCUGGAUCGCCUAGAUGAGCUGGGUUUCCGGUCCCUCUGCGAACAGGUGAGCCACCAUCCUCCGGCUGCAGCCCAUCAUGUAUAUUCCAAGCGAGGCUGGACCCUGUGGCAGGAAAUCACCAUUGCCAGCAAGUUCCGGGGCAAAUACCUCUCCAUCAUGCCAUUGGGUGCCAUCCACCUGGAAUUCCACGCCAGUGGCAACCAUUAUGUGUGGCGGAAGGUGACCUCGACUGUUCACAACAUUAUCGUGGGCAAGCUCUGGAUUGACCAGUCUGGUGACAUCGAAAUCAUCAACCACAAAUCGAAAGACAAAUGCCAGCUGAAAUUCACGCCCUACAGCUACUUCUCCAGAGAUGUCCCUCGAAAGGUGACAGGCGUGGUGAUGGAUGCUGAUGGCCAGGCGCACUACGUCAUGUCUGGCACGUGGGACGAGAAGAUGGAGUGCUCCAAGAUUGUGAACAGCACCCAUGGCAGCACCAGCUCGGAAGGAAAGCUGUCCAAAACAGUCUACCAAACCCUGUCUCCCAAGGUCCUGUGGAAGAAAUACCCGCUUCCGGAAAAUGCCGAAAAUAUGUACUACUUCUCCAGCCUGGCUUUGACCCUGAAUGAGCCAGAGGAAGGCAUGGCCCCCACAGACAGCCGCCUGAGGCCUGACCAGCGCCUCAUGGAGAUUGGCAAAUGGGAUGAGGCCAACGUGGAGAAGCAGAGGCUGGAGGAGAAGCAGAGAGCAGUGCGUCGCAGACGGGAAGCGGAGGCAGCCGAGGCCCUGGAGGAAGGUAAAGACUACGAAGGCUACAUCCCGCUGUGGUUUGAGCGGAAGGUGGACCCAGCCACAGGAGAGCUGAUUUGCAUUUACAAAGGGGGCUACUGGGAGGCCAAGGAGCAACAGGACUGGAGUGCCUGCCCUGAUAUCUUCUGAGCCGCUGCUCCUCGCUGGGCCGGGAGGAGACCCCCACCGCCGCCCCCGCCGCCUCCUGCUCCUGCUCCCUCUCCUCCCGCCAUGGGUCACAGGAUUCGGGAGUUCCAGCGCUCCAGGCAUUGGCCUGCUCUCAGCGACACACAUUUCCAAGCAGCACACAGAGGUGAAACACGCACGGAUUUUUUUUAGAAAGAGAAACGCGACAAACCAAGCAGGGAUUCCAAACCUAUUUUUAUGCACUAAUAAAAUGGCAUUUGAUUUUUUUUUUUAAAGUGACUUUUUUAAACCCACCAAUUAGGACUGAGAGAUGAUGGGUCUUUUCCCCCCCUUUUCCUUUUCCAUUUCAAACCUGGCCUAGUUACUCCCACGUCAGGAGUUGCAGCCUCCCAUUCUUAGCCAGGGUUCGGACUUCCAAAGAUGAACGUAUUUGUGGGGGAACGAUAUACGCUGGAUUCUUCCUCCACCGUUCCCCCUCGCCCUUUCUUAUAUUUUUUAAAAGUCUCUAGAUCUUUCAGGUUCUUUUUUCUAAAGAUGGAAACAGCUCUUCGCCCCCCUUUUCUGUAUGGUCUCUAAAUUCUAAGGAAGAAAGGAAAUUUGGCUGGUGAAAAACCAGUAGGUACACUUUCCUCCUCGCCGUUUAGAGACUGUGCCCUUGGAGAAGGCUGGCAUGCCAGGAGAAGCUGGGAGUAAGUUCUCUUCCAUGCUUUUUGGAAUAGUCGGAUCCAGUAAGGGCCAGCGGGCGCAAUGUCUUUCUAUGCUUUGUCUUCAGAACCCACUCAGCAAAGCUGGCUCUAUGUUUCAGAAAGUUGUUUUGGCCUUUUCAUUGAGGUCCUUCCUCCAACCCUUGUCCUUUGCGGUCCCUAGCUGCCUGGUUUUUUGCGGAAGGACUUUCCAGGUGAGGUGGGGGAAGAAGAUGUUGGAUGAAGAGGUGGCUGUGGGAGUGAGCUGCAGCGGAGUCUUGGCAUACCUCAAAACCUUCUUUUCGGAGAUCUCUGUAGAGGAGCUGGCUCUCCCUGAGUCGAGCGGAACGGACGCCUCUCCAUCAUCUCCCCAGUGAGAACCAGCACCCUCCUUUCCCACACACCGCAAGGUUGUGCCAGCCCUUUUCUACUGCCACUGCUAGGAAGCUCCAGAAUCCACAUGGGCUUGGGCACCCACCAUCCCAGCAGUUGCCCCAAGCUUCAGUGGGAAGCAGUGGCCUCCAGUUGAGCAAAGGCAUGCUCAAGAUUCAGGAGCGGCGGACAAAGCUGCUGGUACGGAACAGAACCCCUGGGGGAGCUUCUCUGGUGCCAUCUAUAUGGAAAGCACACACACAAAUACACACAGCCUCUUUCCCUCUUCAGUGUCGUUGUCAUCUGGGGACAGGGAGAGAACGGGCUACGCCGGGAGGAGGCCGAGAAGGCACUGGAGACCCAGGUGGGACCCCAUGUCAGUGGAGAGCAGAAGCCAGCCUAGGCUUUUCCAGCCCAGGUGGGAUGCUGCCGCUCUCCCGCCAGCUGCGCAUCCGAACGUGGCAGGCAUCCCAGGCCUGGCUCCCAGCGCCCCUCCUGGCUCCCUACUCCUUCCUUCCUUGUAGGCCCAGUGGUGCUGGGGCCAACCAUCCUGCCAACCCUGAACUCUUACGCCACGGAGGCACUUGCUACCUGAUGACUGGCGAUGGGCACGCCCAUGGCCCAUUCCCUUUUCCGCCCAGGCCAGAAUGGUCUGGGUGGCUUUGGGUUUCAAUUGGGGCCUGGCCUUACGCCUCAGGGAGAGACGGCCCAGUCUUCAUCCAACCUGGCAGACUCACUUGGCCCAAAGCUGGAGCUGCUUGUUGUCUCGUGGAAGAUAGGGGCUUGGGACAAGAGCCUCUGAUUCGUGGGACAAGGGCUCUUGGAGACACAAAGUGUCCAUCCACGCUGCAGAAUUCAUUCGGCUUGACACCGCUUUAACUGCCACGGUUCCAUGCAAUGGCAUUCUGGGGAGUGUCGUUUACUCUGCUCUGGUGCCACAACAAACUAUAUAUACAAUCCCCAGAAUGCCAUUGCAUGGAGCCGUGGCAGUUAAAGCGGUGUCAAACCGGGUAAUUUCUGCAGUGUGGAUGCAGCCAACAAAUCCCUUCUGGCUGGUGGGUCACCUUUGUGGGAUUGAAACUGAGCAAUAACGAAAUGCAGGGUCUUCACAUUAAGAACCCCACACCGCCAUGCAUCUUCGCCAUUUGACCAGGAGAUCCCAGGGGGAUCCCCAACCGCCCUUGCUCUUCCACUGCCCCCGCCACCACGACUGAAACCAUUUCUAUAGGUAUAUGUACAAUGUGUACUAUUUAUGUAGUAUAUAAAUAUAAAUACAUAUAUAUAUUUAUACACCACCCCCCACAGUCUGUACAAAUAUAUGUAUCUAUACACACACACCACUGACGCCACUGAACUUAGUGUACCCUUCACUCUUCCGUUAUUUAUUUGCUUCUAAUUUAUAUAUAUUAUAUAUAUAUAUAAUCUCUAUAUAAAAAAAUAUAUAAUUAUUUUGUUUAAAUUUCUAUGGUACUUCACUAGGAGAUGAAAGAUUAUGAAGACGAAUCUCUCUGUCUGAAUUUUUUAAAAACGAUAAUAAUGAUGAUAAUAAUAAUAACAGUGCAAUGGCAUACUGUACCUUUGGAUUUCUCUGUUUGUUUGGGUGCAAUUUUUGUAGGGUGUGUUGUUGUUUUUUAAAUGAGCCAAAAUAGAAGCGUGAGGUUGACUGUA
This is a messenger RNA of Sceloporus undulatus (fence lizard), 5257 nucleotides long. RefSeq names its product oxysterol binding protein 2 (gene OSBP2). The record is from RefSeq and is a predicted model, not a curated record. NCBI's taxonomy places the organism in Eukaryota, Metazoa, Chordata, Lepidosauria, Squamata, Phrynosomatidae. The coding region runs from base 129 to 2537 and encodes 802 amino acids. Gene Ontology annotation, molecular function: cholesterol binding. Gene Ontology annotation, cellular component: cytosol; membrane; intracellular membrane-bounded organelle. The transcript has 14 exons.